UCCCAAGAGGACAAUGUCCAACGUGCCAGUGGCUGUGGUGACUGGAUCCAACAAAGGGAUUGGAUUCGCUAUUGUGAGGGCUCUGUGCAAGCAGUUCCCAGGGGAUGUGUACCUGACAGCCAGAGACCCAGGCCGUGGCCAGGAAGCUGUGGCAAAGCUGCAGGAGGAAGGGCUGAGAGCACUUUUCCAUCAGUUGGACAUCGAUGACCUGCAGAGCAUCAAAGCUCUCCGUGACUUCCUGAAGGAGAAGUAUGGAGGGCUGAACGUGCUGGUGAACAAUGCUGGGAUUGCUUUCAAAGUCCAAGACACAACUCCGUUUGCAAUCCAAGCUGAGGUUACACUGAAGACAAACUUCUUUGGAACCAGGAAUGUUUGCACUGAGUUGUUGCCUCUCAUGAAGCCUUAUGGCCGAGUGGUGAAUGUGUCCAGCAUGGUAAGUAGCUCAGCCCUGGGAGGUUGCAGCCAAGAACUCCAGCAGAAGUUUCGCAGCAACACCAUCACUGAGGAUGAGUUAGUGCAACUCAUGACCAAAUUUGUAGAAGACACCAAGAAAAAUGUCCAUGCUAAAGAGGGGUGGCCAAAUACUGCCUACGGAGUCUCCAAAAUUGGGGUCACAGUCUUGUCCAGGAUCCAUGCCAGGAUGUUAGAUGAAAAGAGGAAGGGUGACCACAUCCUCCUCAAUGCCUGCUGCCCUGGCUGGGUGAGAACAGACAUGGCAGGGCCCAAAGCCACCAAAUCCCCCGAUGAAGGGGCUGAGACUCCAGUCUACUUGGCCCUUUUGCCUUCAGAUGCUGAUGGUCCUCAUGGCCAGUUUGUUAGUAACAAAACUGUUCGAACCUGGUAA
Messenger RNA from Acanthisitta chloris (rifleman), 844 nucleotides. Its product is annotated as carbonyl reductase [NADPH] 1-like. The coding region runs from base 14 to 844 and encodes 276 amino acids. The transcript is spliced from 3 exons. Gene Ontology annotation, molecular function: carbonyl reductase (NADPH) activity. The record is from RefSeq and is a predicted model, not a curated record. NCBI's taxonomy places the organism in Eukaryota, Metazoa, Chordata, Aves, Passeriformes, Acanthisittidae.